UUUAAGAACUGGUUAGGUAGGUCUCACCAUCUGAGACAGAGAGAGAGAGAGAGCGGGACAGUGUGUGUGCGCGUUGUCUGCCCUGUGGAGGUACAGAGGGGAGACAGAACAAAUCCACCCAGAUCGAGAGACAGAAAGAAAGCAGGAGACCUGUUCCAGAAACAUUACCUUCUCUUUGCAAGUCACACAGGUGCCUCUCUUCAACAGGAGAGAGAGAGAGAGACAGAGAAUAGAGAGAAAGAGAGAAGGGCUGAUCAACAAACCAGUUUGUCCCCCUCUCUCACUGGUGCAAGAGAACAGCUGCAUCUCAAAAAAACAAUUGAACCUUUUCGAAUACAAACCGGAGACGAGAUGCCCCGGGCUUUUCUGGUGAAGAUUCGGAGUGACAAUGUGAGGUCUCGGAGCUGGGGAGAGAUACCUGAUCAAAUGAGAGCGGAUAUUUACAUACCGCACCCUCUGGAUAUGAUUCAAUACCGAGAGACUGAAAUUGAUGUGUCGCCCCUGUGUCUUUCUGUGGAGGAGAACACUGAGAAGGAAUCUUCCUAUGAUACAGACUCCAGCACAUCUGCACAGGACACUGAAAGUGGAACUCACAACAUCCACCAGGGAUUCACACGCUCCAAGAUAAAGGUCACCCGGGGGACGUGUUCGGACCAGCUAUUCAGCUGCCCAUUUUGCCAGAAGACCUUCCAGUACCAGCGCAUGCUCAACAGGCACCUGAAAUGCCACAACGAUGUCAAACGCCAUCUCUGCAACUUCUGUGGGAAAGGCUUCAACGACACGUUUGACCUCAAGCGACAUGUACGAACACACACAGGGAUACGCCCGUAUAAAUGUCACAUGUGUGAGAAGGCCUUUACUCAACGCUGCUCACUUGAGUCACACCUGAAAAAGAUUCACGGUGUACACCAGUCGUACGCCUACAAGGAGAGGCGAACAAAGCUGUACGUCUGUGAGGAGUGUGGGUUCACAGCUGAGAGCCAGGACUGUCACCUCAUCCACCUGAAGGAGGAACAUCCCAACAGCCCGCUCCUGCGCAAAGCCUCAAAGAAAGCAGCGGCCAUGAAGGAAAGCUCCCUACCGGAGACUCUCAGCAUGUAAUCUCUGAUCUCCUUCAACUCCCCUCCUUGCCACUAACCUCUCUCUGUCAUUGCCACAGGGCCCUCGGGCGGUGGGGCUAACUGGUCCAAAACCCCCUCCUCCCCUCUCACUGCUCACUGGGAUGGCACAGGGGUUAGCGCUGCUGCCUCACGGCGCCAGGGACCUGGGUUCGAUCCCCACCCUCGGGUGACUGUCUGUGUGGAGUUUGCACAU
Molecule: messenger RNA, 1314 nt
Organism: Rhincodon typus (whale shark)
Lineage: Eukaryota; Metazoa; Chordata; Chondrichthyes; Orectolobiformes; Rhincodontidae
Product: putative transcription factor Ovo-like 1
Exons: 4
Coding region: 352-1101 (249 amino acids)
Biological process (GO): regulation of transcription by RNA polymerase II; epidermal cell differentiation
Cellular component (GO): nucleus
Molecular function (GO): DNA-binding transcription factor activity, RNA polymerase II-specific; RNA polymerase II cis-regulatory region sequence-specific DNA binding
Source: RefSeq, a predicted model, not a curated record